UAUAACUCCGUAGUAACUAAACAUCUAUGUUUUUCGGACUUUUAUUUUUGUAAAAUCCUCAAUUUUUCAUAGUUUUUGAUUGAGUGGGAGAUUUCUUUUAAUUUUAGUCUUCGUGUGUGAUCAUGUUUUCCUUGAAAAACCAAUUAAAGAAUGGAAAACAUGGGAAACGGAGUUGGAAAAUUCUUGACUGAAAUGUAUAAAUUGGCUGAUUGCAACAACGUUUAUUGUAGAAGGCAUUAUGUAGUCAGUCGUUAAACUUGUUUGCCCGUUUUUUCACUUGAUUUAGUCGUUGCUAAGCCUCUAAUUGAUCAUCAAUUUGAGAUGACUUUAUUAAGUGGUAAACAUUAAUUGUUCUGAAUCAUCAACACCACUCUUGCUGCAUAAAUCAAUAAUAUUUUCAAGUACAUAUAUAUUUUCAGUGUUAUUUUUAUUUUCUUGUAUUUGUUGAUCUUAAUUGAAGAAGAAAAAGCUGAAUUGUUAACAAUUCCAAUAAACAUGAUUGCAAAUUAGUAUGAAAAAAUAUUUCUUAGACUUUUGAGAAUUUUGUUGAAAAACUCAUAUUUCAUCAUACUUUUUCUCACUACACACCUAGAAGAAUGCAAUGGCUGAGAUGAAAUUAAAAAUAAAAAACAGCACUGUAGACUUGAGCCAAGAAAAUUUAUUUGAGCUCCAGUGCCUCAUAAAGGCAAGUGAUGUCCAUCAUGCAGCAAGAAAUGAGUAUCAACAAAGGCAAUUCUUGGCAUUUGUCUCCAGUGCUUCAGAUCUUGGGCUUUAUUACUUAAGAGACUCAUCGUCUCUACCUAUCAUCAAAAAGGUUCCAUGGUUUCAAAGCUCUAGAAAAAAAAUUGCCUGUCUCUGCUUUGAUCCAUCUGGUUCUUGGUUACUUAUUGCUAGUAUUGAUGGAUCACUUUACAUUGUUCCGGCAAAAACACUCGUUGAUGAGUCUUAUCCAGUAGAUCAAAAGUGGACUACUCAAGAUGUUACAUCUUUUUCUUCACUGAAUGUUCAGAACUCAUAUUCUCGACCAAGUUCAUUGAUAUGGUGGCAAGGUAGAUCAUUUUCCGCCCAAAUAGGAAUUGUAGGCACUGAGCAGGGAGAAAUAGUAUUUAUUAAUUUAGAAACUGGCCAGCAAGUUGGUAUUACUAAAAUAGAAGGAAAAAUAAAAGGAUUCUCCAUUUGUCAAGAUUCAGAAGUUGAUACUGUGACUUUAUUAAUCACAAAUCAAAGUAGAGAACAAUGGCAUUUAGUUUUGGAAAAACCAGCAAAUAACUACACAUAUCCUUUCAAUAAUGGCUCACCUCGAUCAUCAAAAAGUGAUGACACAGACAAUGAUGAUUCUAGAACUUUUCCUACUACUAGAUCGAGAUUGAGAGGGUUGAAACAAUUGUCAGUGGAAAAACUUGUGAUACUGAAGCAGAAACUUGCUGAGACAAGAAAUCGAAAUCUUGAUAUUUCCAAAACUGUUCCAGACAAUAGCAGUAAUGAAAAACAUGAAACUGAAUCAAGUGAUAGUGAUAAUUCAAUUGAUAUGGGGCUUUUUAAUAAUCAGCGGUCUAAUCCAGUUAAGUGUAGCACCAAACCUAUUGCAAUACCCAAUGACAUGUACAUAACUCCUCACCCAUUGAAAAAUGGUAGAACUGUUUAUAGUCGUUAUCUUCAUUCUGUAAACCUCUUAACUAUUCACGACCGUAGUACUUCAAUAACUCCUGCACAUACUCACAAAGUACCAGAACAAAGUGAAAAUGUUCUUUUAACAAAUAGGUUUUUAUAUAUUUCCGAUACUAGACAACGUUUUGUUUACAUAGUUUCUCGCCCAUUGUCUGAAAUUCGAAAAAAGGACAAAUCUGAUUUCAAUAAGGACUCAAUUAUUGCAAGAUUCUCCUUCGACAAAAGCGACGAAGUUAUAAAUAAUAUAUACAUGUUGACCUGUACAAAGGACGGUGAUGCGACAGGGCAUGGUGAAAUUAGAACGUAUAAUAUAGCAAAAAAUAUAACUGAUCUCAAAGUUCGUAUACCAACGGUAGAUUCUUGCGUAGUAGUUACCAAUCAUGGAAUAUACAAGAUUAUUUUAAGAGAUAAUAUUUUAACACUGUUUAUGGAUUUGAUAUUUAAACGACGAGCAGUAGAAGAUGCUACGAAACUAGGGCUGAUUUUCGGAUUAAAUGUGCAACAAUUGUUUGAGUAUGCUGGUGAUAUGGUUCUAUGCAAUAAACAAUUUGGUAAAGCUAUGGAAUUGUAUGCACUAGCUGGGUGUCGUCUUCCCAAAAGUAUUUUAAAGUUUGCCUCAGUUGGGUACACGACAGAGCUUUUGAGCUGUCUUGUAUCUUACUCCACAACGUCUGCCGUUAAUGAAUUGUCGGAAUCAAAUAGAAUACACUUUUCUAAUCUAAGUGUCCUUGCAUUCACGGAGCUUUCGCUAAGAGCGUUGUCUACUCCAAAUAAAACUAUCCACAAAGAUUUCUUGAACUUUUUGUCCACAAAUAUAUUUUACGACGAACUCUACACUAUCAACAUAGCGAUACAAACCAACAUGUGGAGUAUAUUACAUCACUUAAUACUGCGCCGAGGUUUGGGGUCACAAGUUUUGGAUAUUCUUGUAAAAGCUUUGCCGAAUUUCAUGUUGAAAAAUUCAAAUCUCACCGCAAACCAAAAUACUCAUGGCUUAUUGAUGUGCUUGAGUGACUCGAACUUGAUUCAGGGUAUGCUUAACAAUCCUAUCGUUGCUAGAAAUCACAUUUGUUUUGUGAUAGCAAAUUUACCGGCCUUGCAGAUAUUUACUCUACAGAGAUUAACUUCACUAUACGACCCGACCAAUCCUGCAAUAAGGCCAUUACUUUUGCGCUUCACAGCUCGUCGGAGACAGGCGUCUCGUAGUUCAUUUUCCAGUCAGUGUGAUUCUUUAGAUUUGUCUGAGGAAUUGGACGAAAUAAAUGUACUUAUGGAAGAGAUAAUCGAAGUAUUUCUACAAACUCUCGUAACUAUACUUCAUAAACGGCAGCCAGGCGUCAAAUUUAUUUCAAAAUAUGUGCCAUUCAGCCAACUGUCUGAUAUUGAAGGGCAGAGUAGACAAGAAAAAAAUCUCAGUGUGAAUUUCAAGCGACGACUACUCAGUGUUGGCUUCGGUCACACAGCUCUUAUCCGAAAUGGUAACGUUUAUACUUGGGGAACUUCGAUACAAGGCUGUCUUGGAACAGGACCAACGAUAUCUCGUUAUAGCUUACCACAAAGUAUCGGCAUUUUCCGUCGACUUGGCAUCGAAGUUCUCUCAGUUUCGUGUGGUCGAUGUCAUACCCUUGCCGUUACCAACAAUGGCGUUUACGCCUGGGGCAAUAACAAAUAUGGUCAGCUUGGACUAGGUGACGUACAUCAAUGUCCUAAUCCGGAAUUGAUUACUGCUCUUGCUCAGAAAAUUAUUGUCGAGGCUGUCGCUGGUCAACACCAUUCAACAGCAUUAACGUCAGACGGUCGCCUCUUUACCUGGGGUUGGGGUGUACACGGACAACUAGGUCAUGGGAAUACCGAAGCUAAACGUGAACCUACUCUAGUUUCCUAUCUUCUUGGUGUUGUAAUACGGUUCGUGAGUGCAGGCUAUGCUCAUACUCUCGCGUUAUCCGCCGAUGGCUAUGUCUAUGCUUUUGGAUGCAACUCGUUUGGACAACUUGGUUUGGGGCAUGAAAAUAAGUGUACAGCACCGAUGAAAGUUUCAUUGCUAUCUGAGAGAAUUACACUGAUUUCCACCAAGUAUUUCCAUAAUCUUGCCAUCAGCUGUACGAAUCAACUGUAUGUCUGGGGAGCAAAUCCCCAAGCGUUAAGAUUGCAAUCAAAGGAGCGAAAGAUUAGACUUCAAAAGGCCAAAGCGGCGGUCGCUGAGGCCAUUCAAAAGGAAAUAGCCGCGAGAGAGGAAGCUGCGAAUACUGAAGAAAAUGAAACUGGCGGCGGCAGAAAUGAGACAACUGCAGAAACGUCGGCGGAUGAAAUUAAAAGGCCCGUCAUUAUUCCGGAAUUGGAUAUCGGCGAAGAGAAUCGCGCGCAUUUAGUGCCUGAACUCGUUGAUACGAGUCUAGUUCGUGGCAAAAUUGUGCAGAUAUCGACGGGUUAUUACCAUUCAGCGUUGUUAACAAAAGACGGAACAAUUUGUACUUGGGGUCGUAAUCUUGACGGUCAACUUGGCACUGGAAUGAGUCGAGAUGUGUAUAUUCCUGAGCCGUUGUUCGAUGAGAGACUAAAUUUUGUUAGCAAGAAGUCAACUAAUAAAAGAACAGACGACGAUCAGGACAAUGCAAAUGAAAAUGGAAACUCAGAGGUGAAGGAGUUUGGCCAGUUGCUGAAAGCUGUGAAAAUCUGCUGUGGCAGUAAUUUUACUGUUGCUAUCGAACCAGGUGGAAACGUUCUGGCCUGGGGUAACAAUAAUAUGGCUCAAUUAGGUCGACCUCCAAUCAAUCCCAACGACACUGACGGUCAAAGGCUUGUCGUUAAAUUUAAAUCUUUCAAACGCAUUAUCCGUACAAUCAACCAUUCCGACAGGUUAACUGUCGUAGAUGCGAAACCCAGCAGCGUUCUGAACAUUCCUGCCCCGACGAUCUCGUACCAGAGUUACGACGUUACGCCACUUGCUGGAGCUGUGAAACCGUUGAGCUAUAUUGAAUCGACUCUCAGUGAAUUGUCUUUGCAUUACUCACUGGAGCAGUUCUUUGAAUUGUUCGGCAGUUAUAAAAUUCUGAACAAGUGUCUCGAGCUCAAAAAUUAUCAAGCAUGUGCAAAGAUCGAACUUUUGGAGCAUAAUUUCGUAGAAGCGCUUACCUAUCAAUUGAAAGCUCUGAAAGAGUGCGAUUUAGCAUAUUUGAAGCCAUUAGAUGACAUUUCAUAUGUGGAAAGUGGUGAUCAAGAUAACGACGCUUUAAAAAUGAAUAGUAAGCUGUUUGAAAAGCAACUAGAGCGAAACUUCGAGGAUACUUUAAUCGAAAGUGUGAACAAGCAAAAACUGAAAAUGCCCGUUAGUAAAUCAUUAGAUAGUUUUCAUACCCUCGAGCAAGAGUUGCACACUUUCGAUGAUCAAGGAGGUUCCGAGGAUCUUUUCGAAGACACCAAAUUUAGUGGUGUGCCUAUCACGGAAGAACCAUAUGAUACUGACAAUAAAGAAGACAGAGAUAGUCCGCUUACUAGUACUGAAGAUAUCACGUCUCACGAGGAAAUCGAUGAGAAUUCAUUGUGCUCCGAAUAUAAUAAACUCAGUCUAGGAACAUCUUUAGAAAAAAGGUCUAAUUACGUCAAUGAGAAUAUAUUGAGUUCUCAAGAUUUACUUGUGAUGCAACAUGCUGUAAAUAUCGUUGAUUUCUACUUGCACGAGGUUGAAGAUGACGCUUGUAUACCUAUGUAUGAGAUGGCGGCUGUUGCUGUGAAUUUUUGGGUGGAAAAUAAGUUUCCCAUUGAAGAGCUUGAAAAGGUUUUCAAGAAAUAUAUGAGUAAGAUAUAUUACGCACUUGGUCUUCUUCUUUUUGGUAAACGAGAUUCUCAAAAUAGUACAAUUUCCGAAAAGAACGAAAAAAAUAUUCAUGUCAAGAAUGCCGAAAAAGUAUUAACAACUGGAUUUGUUUUGAAGGUUUGCUCUCUCAUUUUGAAACACAUUCAAGAAGAAAAACCAUCUGUAGAAUAUAUAGAAAUGUUAUCAAUGUCAAUAUCGAAUAAUUACGGUCCUCCGCUCACUGGUUAUCCCGGAACCAGCGAAAAUAAAACGCCCGAGCAAAUGUUGGAAGGAAUCCUUAGUACAUUAUCUGCAAAGUAUUAUGACCCUCGACCCUUCAUACAUAUUAAGGAUCCAGAUAAAAUAUCCGAAUUAUUCGCCGCUGAAGAAGAUUCAAUGAUCUUCACAUGUGGUCAUAAUUUCCUUGUUUCUAAUUAUCGCUCUGAGGCAGUGCCAAGAAUGGAAGCUGAUCUUCUUUCCUUCCAGUCACCUUUACCCUCGACCGCACAACUAUUGGGCUCAAUUCUUUAUAAGUCGUACAAACCAGAAACUGUUUGCCCUUUGUGUCUAUCGCGGAUCCUUAAGGAUAUGACCAAAGACGUUACAAAUAAUUGAAAUCAUUGCUCUUGUCUUUGUUUAAAUAUUAAUGUGAAGCAUAUGGUCUCCGAUGGUUAAGUUUAUGAAUAAUCGUGACUGUUAUAUUCAUGCGGCAGAGUUUGCUUUUAAACUUUUUCAAUUUUUGAGUACUUCUGUGAUUGUAUGCCAAUCUCUUUUGACAGAGUUUUUGUUUUACCGUACAAAUACUCUAAUAAGCAAAAUGAACUACUGCUAGGUAAAAUGAAUUUUUAUCGUUAAGAAAUUCAAAGCAUCCAUUAGUGCAAUUUUUUCACGAUUUACCAAGAUUUUUUUUUAAUAUCUUUCAGUAAUCUAAUCUAUUUUCACAAGAUUAACUAAUAAAUACUCUAAAAAGUAUGAUAUUCAUAACAAAUAUUCAAAAAAGGAAACGACAAGCGAUUGAAGUUCAGAUCUCAUAUUUGUUGAAUAUUAUAUAUAACACUAAGAAAUUUAAUAAUAAUUACAAUUUCGAAUACGUUGUUAACUUACACUAAAAUAAAACUAACACAAUUUUUUUCUUAAUAAAAUAGUCUAUACUUUUGAUCAAACGUUCAAAGAUACUUAGCUAACCGUUUAGAUAGUUAUUUUCAAAUAUUUAACAGACUGAAAUAUUAUACUUAAUAUAUUAAUGACUCAACUGUAUAAUCGUAUAUCUUAAGAAAGAAAAAAAAAACAACAAAUAUGUAUGAUAACUAUAAAAGUAUAUGAAUUAAACUAACUGUAAAUUUUGUAAAUUUCGUUGAUUAUAUGUAAAUAAUUUUUUGAAGGUCGUAUCCGGAUUAGAGAGCAAAAAACUCAUUUCGGAAUGAUGCUAGUCGCUGAAUGAAUUUAAUCAGUAAUUACCGCGAAGAAUAAUAGUAAAUAAACAAGUAAAUAACAAUCUUACUCAAAAAACAACUAUUUAUAAAGAAAAAAGUUCGUGUACUAGUUUUUUUGAAUAAAUA
This is a messenger RNA of Phymastichus coffea, 7020 nucleotides long. RefSeq lists its product as uncharacterized. NCBI's taxonomy places the organism in Eukaryota, Metazoa, Arthropoda, Insecta, Hymenoptera, Eulophidae. Bases 602 to 6076 code for a protein of 1824 amino acids. The transcript is spliced from 20 exons. Gene Ontology annotation, molecular function: protein binding. The record is from RefSeq and is a predicted model, not a curated record.